GGCUGCAGAGCCAGUCAAUGGAAAAAUCAGAGAGAAACUGACACACCUUUUCUAGCAGCAAAGUCAAAUCUCCGUCCUUUGCAGCCUCCAGUGAGGGGCGGCGCCGAGAGAAACUUUGCGCCUUCAGGAAAGUUUAGCAACUGAACUACGAGAGAGGCAGGCCACACUUCAGGGGAUUUGCGGGCUCCGCGAUGUGUUCCAGAGCUUUCCAAGUGGGAAGAGGAGAGCGGCAAAAUGAAGACGCAGCGUGCAGGGGAGCCCACUGGAGUCCCGUGAGCUGUCCGGCGCUGGGGUACACAGUGUCUCCUAGUAUGACCUUGAUCUGAUCAGCCACCACGAGAAUUUGACUCCCGUGUCCUGCCCUGUAGUGCUGGGGCCUGAUCACCGCCCACACUAUAGAGCUGCCAUGGCUGCUGCCUCUACUUCCACCCCUGUCAUUUCACAGCCCCAGUUCACAGCCAUGAACGAACGACAGUGCUUCUACAAUGAAUCCAUUGCCUUCUUUUACAACCGGAGUGGGAAGCAUCUUGCAACAGAAUGGAACACAGUCAGCAAGCUGGUGAUGGGACUUGGAAUCACUGUCUGUAUCUUCAUCAUGUUGGCCAACCUACUGGUCAUGGUGGCAAUCUAUGUCAACCGCCGCUUCCAUUUUCCUAUUUAUUACUUAAUGGCUAAUCUGGCUGCUGCAGACUUCUUUGCUGGGUUGGCCUACUUCUAUCUAAUGUUCAACACAGGACCCAAUACACGGAGACUGACUGUUAGCACGUGGCUCCUCCGUCAGGGCCUCAUUGACACCAGCCUGACAGCAUCUGUGGCCAACUUACUGGCCAUUGCAAUCGAGAGGCACAUUACAGUUUUCCGCAUGCAGCUUCACACACGGAUGAGCAACCGGCGGGUGGUGGUGGUCAUUGUGGUCAUUUGGACUAUGGCCAUUGUUAUGGGGGCCAUACCCAAUGUGGGCUGGAACUGCAUCUGUGAUAUUGACAAUUGUUCCAACAUGGCACCCCUCUACAGUGACUCUUACUUAGUCUUCUGGGCCAUUUUCAACUUGGUGACCUUUGUGGUAAUGGUGGUUCUCUAUGCUCACAUCUUUGGCUAUGUUCGCCAGAGGACUAUGAGAAUGUCUCGGCAUAGUUCUGGACCCCGACGGAAUCGGGAUACCAUGAUGAGUCUUCUGAAGACUGUGGUCAUUGUGCUUGGUGCCUUUAUCAUCUGCUGGACUCCUGGAUUGGUUUUGUUACUGCUAGACGUGUGCUGUCCACAAUGUGAUGUUCUGGCCUAUGAGAAAUUUUUCCUACUCCUUGCGGAAUUCAACUCUGCCAUGAACCCCAUCAUUUACUCCUACCGUGACAAAGAGAUGAGCGCCACCUUCAGACAGAUCCUGUGCUGCCAGCGCAGUGAGAACCCCAGCGGCCCCCAGGAAGGCUCAGACCGCUCAGCUUCCUCCCUCAACCACACCAUCUUGGCUGGAGUUCACAGCAAUGACCACUCUGUGGUUUAGAAAGGAAACUAAGACAAGGAGCCCGCCAUCCUACAUUGAAGGAUGAACAGCCUCCCCCUACCCAAUUGCCAGGGCAAGGUGGGGUGUGCGAGGAUAAAAAUAAACUCAUGUACUUAAACACUAACUAACCGAUGACAGUAUUUGUUCCUAGCUCCCAGAAGACUUGAUAUGUAUUGCAAAUUAGCUUGUGUGACAACCCUCAUCUUGAUCCCCACUCCUUCUGAAAGUAGAAAGUGGAGUUCUUGCAAUGGAAUUCAAGAGUAGACUUCGGAGUGUCCAUUUAGAUUACACUAACUAAACUUUAAAAAAGAUUUUGUGUGGUUUGGUGCAAGUCAGAAUAAAAUCUGACUAGUUGAAUCCACAACUUCAUUUACAUACAGGCUUCCCUUUUUUACUUUUAAAGGAUACAUUUCACUUAAGAAACAUGCUUAUGCCUAUCAGCAUGUUUGUGGUGGAUAAGACUAUAGACUGUUUAUAAACUACCAUAAUUCCACUUUUUUCCUGAUGUAGGAAAACUGUAAAUUAGAAUUAUUUUGUUUAGAAAGCAUGCAUGUAAUGUAUGUAUGCAGUAUGCCUUACUUAAAAAGAUAAAAAGGAUACUAAUUCUAAAUCUUCUAGGAAAUAGAAGAACCUAGAUUUCAAAGCCAGUAUUUGUUUAGGUUAUGAAGCAAACAAUGUUCUAAUCACAAUAUUAACUUUUUAUUAAAGUGUUCUAACAGGUGUAAGACAGGGAAUGUAAGUUUAUUACCAAAAGAAUAUGUAUUCCAAAAAAGGCAUAGAAGGUGAAGUGCAGUAAUAUUGUUCCCCACAUAUUUAAAAUACCCAGGUACCUUCUAAUCACCAGUACAUCAGAGGAAAUUUUUUUGUAGCCUGUUUUUCUGAAUUAUGAAAUAAUACACACUCAUUAUAGAAAACUUGAAAAAUACAGAAAUGUAUAAAAAAGCAAAAAAGAUUACUGAUAAUCAUAACCCAGAAGUAACCACCUUUAACAUCUCCCCGCAUAUAUGUCUAUAUGUAUAUUAUAUACUUUUUAAGAUAAUUGGGAUUAUACUGUAAACAGUUUUAUAACUAGAUUUUUUUUUCAUUGCAGAAUUGCCACAUUUUCCUAUGGCAUUAAAAAUUUUACAAAAACAUAAUUUUAAUGGCUAUAUUAUAUUCCAUUUAAUGGAUGCAACUCAGUUUAUUUAACCAUUCCCAUAUUGUUGACUAUUUAGGUUAUUUUAAAUUUUUACUCUUAUAAAGUUGCAAAAAUUUUGUGUACAUAAAACGUUGUCUGUAUAAUUAAUUAUUUACUUAGGACAUAUUCCCAUGAAGGAUUUUUUUUUAAAUGUGAAAUGUCUGAUUACACUUUUACCUUCGUAAAAAGGGAUUUCCUGCUUUUGUACUGCAUGGGUGGCAGUUGUGAGGAAAACCAGUUAAAUUGCCUUUUUACAAAAGAAAUGCAGGGGUUACUUCAGUCAAAAGUGACUUUUUAAUAUAAUAAGAUGGCGUAGAAACAGUCAACUGUCAAAAUAACCAAGGCAUCCUAAUAUAUCUAGCAAUUCCAAAUUUUGUUUGAGGGCCCAGUUAUCCAGCUAGUGGUAGCCACACCUGCAAUGUAGAAUUGAAGAAAAUGCAAAGAAAUCAAACGUGCCAAGUGAAUAAAUGACUGUCAUUUUAAAUAGCUCGGGGCCCUUCUAUAGCAAAUGGGUUGAGUGUGUCAGUACGUGCCUGGCUACUGUGUAUUGUCCAGGAAUCACCCUGAUGACUGCCUCCAUGUUAGGUGAUACCUGUUUAAUACACUGUCCAGGUAAAGUAGUAAUUGCAUCUGUUUGUUGUGAGAAGUAACGAGUGAAGUAACGCAGUCAUGAAGCAGGUUGGGGGAGGUCAGGAGAAAGUCUAAGAGAAAGAGGGCCAGAAGAUGAAUGGCUGUCUAGGAAGGAGGAAGUCGGUGCAGGGUCAGUGUUUGAGCGGAGGACAGACUUACAAAGUCCCCACAGUGAAAGGAGUGUGGGGAACCAGUUAGCAGAAAUGUGUUUGCACAUACUUUAUACAAAAUACAGAACAUUUUAUAUUGGAAGUCAAAGAAAUGAACUUGGACUUUUGCUCAUGUGCAUAUUUUUUGGAGGAGAUAUGGAUUAUUUGAAAUUAAAAGCAUACUAAUUGGACCUUAAUAAAUCCUUUGCAAUCAGUGUUUGG
This is a messenger RNA of Lemur catta (Ring-tailed lemur), 3679 nucleotides long. RefSeq names its product lysophosphatidic acid receptor 1 (gene LPAR1). NCBI's taxonomy places the organism in Eukaryota, Metazoa, Chordata, Mammalia, Primates, Lemuridae. Gene Ontology annotation, cellular component: membrane. Gene Ontology annotation, biological process: neurogenesis; phospholipase C-activating G protein-coupled receptor signaling pathway. Gene Ontology annotation, molecular function: lysophosphatidic acid receptor activity. The transcript has 4 exons. The coding region runs from base 407 to 1501 and encodes 364 amino acids. The record is from RefSeq and is a predicted model, not a curated record.